Alternaria burnsii is the source of this 288-nucleotide messenger RNA. RefSeq lists its product as uncharacterized. The coding region runs from base 1 to 288 and encodes 95 amino acids. The transcript is spliced from 2 exons. The record is from RefSeq and is a predicted model, not a curated record. Lineage: Eukaryota; Fungi; Ascomycota; Dothideomycetes; Pleosporales; Pleosporaceae.
AUGCAGCUUGCGGAAAUGCUAUCCGAUCUUGUGUCCUUACGCGUUUGUGAUCCCGCUGCAGCACUUGCCCUCGUAUCUGCGCGCUCUACAGAUUUCGACUCCACAUCCUCCCAUGACAACACCGCAAAACCCAACACAGCAACAGACGAUGAGCAAGACCCAGACCUCAAGCGCGCAAAGGACCUGCUGAAACUACAUUACGAAGUGAAGGAAGCGCACAAGAGGGGAGAGUUGGGCAGGGGACUCGAGGAGGCGAGGAGUUUGGUUAGGAAAGCUGUUGGCGGGUGA